This is a messenger RNA of Homalodisca vitripennis (glassy-winged sharpshooter), 1593 nucleotides long. Its product is annotated as putative inorganic phosphate cotransporter. Gene Ontology annotation, biological process: transmembrane transport; monoatomic anion transport. The transcript is spliced from 9 exons. The coding region runs from base 143 to 1540 and encodes 465 amino acids. Gene Ontology annotation, molecular function: transmembrane transporter activity. NCBI's taxonomy places the organism in Eukaryota, Metazoa, Arthropoda, Insecta, Hemiptera, Cicadellidae. Gene Ontology annotation, cellular component: plasma membrane. The record is from RefSeq and is a predicted model, not a curated record.
UAGGAGUAGUGUCGUCAAGUGAAGCGCUAGUAUCAGUCUUGUCUGAUACUUGUGUCCAUAAUAUUGUGUGCUUGUGUGUGGCUGUGUUACUCAAAUGAUUGAGUUUUCAUAUUUUGAGUCUCCAGCUUAAGUGACCACAACAAUGGACAACGACUCGGAACAGCAGUCUCCCGACAAUACUAAACCUCCAGGCUUCGGGGCGCGGCAUUGCCAAGCAAUAAUGACGUUCCUCUGCUUGGUUUUGGCUUACGCAAUGAGAGUAAAUCUUUCCGUGGGAAUCGUGGCUAUGACUGACAGCACUGGAACUAAUUCUGACUUAAAGGUACUACCAUGGGACAGUUCUAUAAAAGGUAUAAUCCUAAGUUCCUUCUUCUGGGGCUAUCUAAUCCUGCAGGUGCCGGCUGGAGAGAUGGCUCGAAGGUUGGGUUCUAAGUACCCGCUGUUCAUUGCCAUGUUGAUCUGUUCACUCUUUACCCUGUUCAGUCCCUACAUCGCCCAGAACUAUAGUUGGCAGGUCUUCUGUGCCACAAGAGUUAUCCAGGGACUGCUUCAGGGAUUUUUCACCCCUUCUAUUAAUGCCCAUAUGUCAAAGUGGGCCCCACCGCUGGAGAGAUGUAGGCUUUUCGCGUUCGUCUUCAUUGGAAGCCAGUUUGGAACCCUGGUUACCCUGUUUGUAGCAGGGUAUCUGGCCGCCAGUCCGUGGGGCUGGCCCAGUAUCUUCUACGCCACUGGUCUCUGUAGUCUGCUGUGGGCCGUGGUCUGGAUGUUCAUCGGUGCCGACUGCCCUGACACACAUACAUCCAUCAGUGUUGAAGAACGUCACUACAUCAAUUCCUCACUGAUUAACACCUCUGCAGAAAGUAAGACGCUGCCGACACCCUGGUGGGACGUAGCAACCUCUGUGCCUCUAUGGUCUCUGCUGAUCGCCCAUCUGGGGCAGAACUGGGGCUACUGGAUGUUACUAACCGAGCUGCCCAGCUAUUUCAGCCACGUGCUGGGGUUUAACAUAAAAAAUAACGGACUAAUAUCAGCACUUCCGUACCUGAUAAUGUGUUCUCUGACCGUGGUGUUCUCAUGGAUAGCCGACUUCAUCAAUAAGAGAGGCAUCUUGCCAAUCAGCGUCUCUCGAAAAAUGUGGAACUCCAUCGCCCACUGGGGGGCAGCGGCUGCUCUCAUGUGCUUAUCGUUCACGUCCACUGUGACCGGAGCUGUUGUGCUUCUGACUACAUCGAUCUCGCUCAACGCCGGCAUCUACACGGGCUUCCUGCAGAAUCACCUGGACCUAGCGCCCAACUUUGCAGGUCUACUGAUGGGCAUCACCAACGGGUUCGCUAACAUCACCGCCAUCAUUGGACCCAUGAUCACCGGCUUCAUCGUCUCAGAUGAGUCAAAUAAAGACCAAUGGAUGAUUGCGUUUUAUUUAGCUGCUGCAGCUUUCUUCGUUGGGAAUCUGAUUUUCAUGAUCUUUGGAUCAACAGAAGUACAGCCUUGGAACGACCCACUCAAAAAGGACUACUUAGACAAGAAACAAAUCGUUUAAGAACUGUUCAGUUUGGAACUAUGAAAAUAAAGUAAAAUGUUUUCUUUUUUGGU